AUGGUACCUAAUCAUGUGUUACAGUACAACCUGCUCUACCAGGACCUUAAACGAUUCUCCAAAAAUGGAGAGUGUUUCUGCAAAGAACUCAUAACAGUAUUCCAGCAAAGUUAUUCACUGAGUAAGAAGAAAAACAGUUUUGGCACAAAUGCAUGUUCUGUCGAUGAUCCAAUCAGAUCCGAGCUGGAGAUCAGCUAUUCUAAGACGCUGCAGAAACUGGCUGGGAAACUCAUCAACGUGUCCAAAAUGAUGAGCAGCAACUCAACAUACAAUACAUGGUCUCUUGUCUCGAAUGAGAUGUUUGUAACAGCAGAAGCACACAGAACACUAGGCCAAGCCUUUCAACAUGAUGCCUCUGUGGAAAUUCGUCAACUACUGGAUGAACACACAAAAAGGAAAAGACCACUGGAAAAUGCCAUUGAAAAGGCUGGCAAACUGGUUCUGGACAACUGGAAUGAACAACUAAAGGCAAAGAAAAAAUUAGCUGCCUUAACCAGAGAACAUGAAGCUCUCUUUAACUUUGUGGAAAAGAACAAACACAUCUGUACAGAAAAAGAGAAGCAGAAGAUGAUUAACAGAUUGACUAAGUCAGCAGAGCUUCAGGUAAAAGAGGAUGAGCGUUACUUCAGCAUGAACAUGGACAGCCAUCAGAUCAGACUGAAAUGGGAGAACACGCUUAAAAGCUGCUAUCAGAUUGUUCAAGAUCUUGAGAAGCAAAGGAUAGAAACUCUGUUCAAUGCUCUGAAUAAAUACAGUCUUCACACCAGCAGCUACAGCCAAACACUUCUUCAUAGUCAGAAGCAGGUUGAUCAGGCCAUUAGCAGAGUGGACGUGGAGAAAGAUGUCCAGACUCUGCUGGAUGACACCUGUGUUACAGCAGAUGAUAACCAGGCUGAAUUUCUCAUGACUGAUUACUAUGAGGAAGAUGGAAAAACAGCAAUGGAAAAAGAAAGAAGAAAAGCUGCUCUGAAGGCCAAACUCCAGCGACUGGAGGAAUGCAUUCUCAAAACCAAGAAGGACAAAGAAGGGCUGGAGAUGAUGAAGUCAGACUCUGAAACCAACUCUAACACAAUUCACAAAAACCUGGAGGAAACUGAGCAGCUCAUUGAUGAGUCCAUUUUAAAAUUGGAACUUUUGGAGGCCACAUACUGCAAACUGAAUCAAGCCUUGAUGGAAGUAGAAGGGAAACCCAAACCCGUACAUCGGUUCACUGACGGCAUCAAAACAUUCAAAGAAAAGGAUUGUGAACACAGCAUAGUCAAACUGUCAAGGCCAGUAAGGAUGAAAAAGACACCAUUCAGAUCACGCCAGUCUUUGAGAACUUCAGUCGUGAAUAAAGGCUCUGCUAAAAAUACUACACACUGUCAGACUGAGAUUAAUGGAGCUUCACCUCAUUCUCCAGAGGACAUUACACAAGCAGGUGCAGAGUUUUGCCGUCUAGAGAAAUGUGAGGCUUUAUAUGACUACUCAUCAGAGAAACAGGACGAGUUAAACAUUACAGAAGGAGAUCAGAUUGAGAUCCUUCAAAAAGAAGACAGUGGCUGGUGGUUUGGAGAAGUGAACGGGAAGAAAGGAUUCUUUCCAUCCAAUUAUGUGAAAGAACUCCCAGUCAUAUACGUGGCCAAGUCCUCUGAUGCUUAAGUCAAGAUGGGUUUAUUAUUAGCAGUGAAUAUAGCUAUAGUCCUACAUACUGCAGUAAAUUACAAAUGUUUUCUUUAAGUAAAAGAAACAAAGAAUUCUGCACUCAUCACAAAUACAGCAAAGCUUAGUUUAUUAUAGUUAUUUUUCAAAAUAGAUAUGACAAAUUACUGGAAGAAUUGUAGCCUUUUACACAUGUACAAUGACAAGCA
Messenger RNA from Trichomycterus rosablanca, 1850 nucleotides. It is a transcript of the gene nostrin, whose product is annotated as nitric oxide synthase trafficking. The coding region runs from base 1 to 1641 and encodes 546 amino acids. The record is from RefSeq and is a predicted model, not a curated record. Gene Ontology annotation, molecular function: protein binding. Gene Ontology annotation, biological process: signal transduction. The transcript has 15 exons. Gene Ontology annotation, cellular component: cytoplasm; plasma membrane. Lineage: Eukaryota; Metazoa; Chordata; Actinopteri; Siluriformes; Trichomycteridae.